ACGUCCUCAGUAUCUGUACCUACUCCGUUAUCAGCAUCCUCACCGUCACCGUCUCCACCCUCCUUAUCUUCACCAUCUCCUGCCAAGCGGCGUCGUCGGGCUCAGCCGACAGCACAUAGUGGCACCGCUACCACCAAUAUUUCUGCGGCACUGGUCCCAAUUUCUCCAGCAACCCUUUUGUUGUCUCCUGUAACAAUGGUGGCUACCAGUUGUGCCGCUAGUUGUGCAAAUGGUGAAUCCGGUAUGACGACAGUUAGUGGUGGUCUUCUGGCGUCAACCGUCAAGAACGGGAGUUCUCCUUCAUCCACAUGCAACAGCUCUACUAAUUCUUCAAUCGCUGUUGCCUCUAGUAAUAAUGAGAAUAGCAUCAGCAAUACUACAAUGCUUAUGGUAGCCACCCCGGCUUGUGGCCGACUUUCGGAAGAUUGUUCUAACCUGGGACUUGGUUUGGCAAGAAUAGCUACCAGUCCAAUUAGAGACGAGUGCGCCUUGAAGCGGCGUAGUGCGAUAGAUCAUUUGAUUUGUUCUCCCAGUCUUCUGACUAGUCCCUCGACUCAGCUGAUCCUUUCUCCAGUUAGCUGUCAUGUAAAUAGCCUCUCUGCUCAGGCCCAACUGAUUCCCCAAUCUCUCUUACCACCUGCGCCACUUCACACUUUGUGCAAUGUUUCUUUGGCUUCCACGAACACCUUUAUUGAUCAGGCCACUCCACAUGGAGCUUCUAUUGUACUAGCGCCCACGCAAUCUUCGCGCUUGACCUCUACACCUCUUGGUAUUGAUUCGGUAAGUUUUAAUUUGACCAUUCUCUAA
Messenger RNA from Protopolystoma xenopodis, 807 nucleotides. The record is from the annotation of a GenBank genome assembly. Lineage: Eukaryota; Metazoa; Platyhelminthes; Monogenea; Polystomatidea; Polystomatidae.